Vicia villosa (hairy vetch) is the source of this 2639-nucleotide messenger RNA. Its product is annotated as histone acetyltransferase GCN5-like. The coding region runs from base 132 to 1760 and encodes 542 amino acids. Lineage: Eukaryota; Viridiplantae; Streptophyta; Magnoliopsida; Fabales; Fabaceae. Gene Ontology annotation, cellular component: histone acetyltransferase complex. Gene Ontology annotation, biological process: positive regulation of transcription by RNA polymerase II; chromatin remodeling. The transcript has 13 exons. Gene Ontology annotation, molecular function: histone H3 acetyltransferase activity; protein binding. The record is from RefSeq and is a predicted model, not a curated record.
AACUAAAAACAUAGUAUAAACGAAAGCUACAUUCUCUCAAAAUAAAAUAUAAACAAACGAGUUGAAGGUUGAAGAAAAUAAAAAAUAGAAGCCGUUCGAUAACUGAGAACCAAUUGAAGUGAAACCCUAAGAUGGAAUCACACGGUGCCGGACCACUCCGUUCCCGGAGUUCCCAGUCCGCUUCACCUUCCCACUCCGCCUCUGCCUCCGCCACCUCCUCCAUCCGCAAACGCAAACUCGUAUCCGAAGAUCACGCGCCUCCAUUUCCACCUUCUUCUUUAUCCGCCGACACGCGCGACGGCGCACUUACCUCCAAUGACGACCUAGAAAGCAUUUCCGCCCGUGGUGCCGACUCUGAUUCCGACGAGGACUCAGAGGAUGCGGUUGUUGACGACGACGAAGACGAGUACGACAAUGAUAACGGUUCCUCCAUGCGGAAUUUCACCGCUUCCAGGCUCAACAAUGCUCCCGCUGCUCCCCGCAAUAGUAAGCUCAAAACUGAAAACUCCACUGUUAAGAUCGAACAGUCCGAUGUGACUAAAGAUUCUGGACCUUCUGUUCCCGGUGCUGCUCCCGGCGCCGGUUCUGUCCCCGGCAUUGUGGUUAAGGAGGAUGCAACGAAGAUAUUCACUGAAAAUUUGCAGACCAGUGGUGCUUACAGUGCCAGGGAAGAGAGUCUCAAGAAAGAGGAAGAAACUGGAAAACUCAAAUUUGCAUGCCUUUCUAAUGAUGGUGUCGACGAGCAUAUGGUUUGGUUGAUAGGAUUGAAGAAUAUAUUUGCUAGACAACUUCCCAAUAUGCCCAAGGAGUACAUUGUCCGACUUGUUAUGGAUAGGAGCCAUAAGUCUGUAAUGGUUAUAAGGCGUAAUCACGUUGUUGGAGGCAUUACAUAUCGUCCAUAUGCAAGCCAGAGGUUCGGUGAGAUAGCCUUUUGUGCGAUUACAGCUGAUGAACAAGUAAAAGGAUAUGGGACCAGAUUGAUGAAUCACUUAAAACAGUAUGCACGUGAUGUAGAUGGGCUGACACAUUUUCUCACAUAUGCUGACAAUAAUGCUGUUGGCUAUUUUAUCAAACAGGGAUUUACAAAAGAGAUUUUCUUGGAGAAAGAUCGAUGGCAAGGUUACAUAAAGGAUUAUGAUGGGGGAAUUCUCAUGGAGUGUAAGAUUGAUCCAAAGCUUCCUUACACUGAUUUAUCAACUAUGAUCCGUCGUCAAAGACAGGCAAUAGAUGAAAAGAUUAGAGAACUGUCGAACUGUCACAUUGUUUAUGCUGGAAUUGAUUUUCAGAAGAAAGAAGCUGGUAUUCCUAAAAAAAUUGUUGAUGACAUCCCUGGUUUGAGAGAGGCUGGAUGGACUCCUGAUCAGUGGGGUCAUUCGCGGUUCAGAACUUUAGGGGGUUCUACUGACAAUGCUGCAAACCUGAAACAUUUAACCGCGUUUAUGCGUUCACUUCUCAAGCAGUCAUUGCUUGAUCACGCUGAUGCUUGGCCAUUCAAAGAACCCGUUGAUCCACGGGACGUUCCUGAUUACUAUGAGAUCAUCAAGGAUCCAAUGGAUCUGAAGACAAUGAGUAAGAGGGUGGAAUCAGAACAAUAUUACGUGACAUUUGAGAUGUUUGUUGAGGAUGUGAGAAGAAUGUUUGGGAAUGCACGCACCUAUAAUUCUCCAGAAACCAUAUAUUACAAAUGUGCUACAAGGCAUGAAGCUCACUUUCAAAGCAAAGUAACAUCCGUCCUCCAGUCUGGCACCAAAAUUCAGUAGGGACAUUUCAACAGCCCUGCAUACUGCUGCAUUAGAUAUAUUUUUUUGAUAGUCAUUUUCCAUACAAAUCAUUAAGCUGCGUAAAUAGUAGUUUCAACCUGUACCAAUAUCUUGUUCUAAUGAGUGGCAAUUCUUGACUGAUACUUUUGUGUGUGCUAUAUUUAUAAUAAGUAAUAACAUUUAGUGGUAGUAUUGUUAUAGACUCUUCAAUUUUGUAACUUUGUAACUGUUACUAAAUUAUUAGAAGAGUUAGUGAGUAGUGAGUAAUUAUUAUAAUAAUUAUAUUAUUAAUUUAAAGUGUUUAAGUUUAGAAUAAAUAGGGGAAGACAUUGGGGGAGUUAAUCAUCGUGAAGUUUGAUAGGAAAAGGGGUAAUUUUGGCAUUGGGAGGUGCAGACCCUCUAAGUUUUGCUAUUUAAUGUGUAAUUCAAAGGAAUUCUCCCUAUUUUAUUUAAUAUGUCAGUUGGUAUCUAAGUUGCUAUUUAAUGUGUAAUUCAAAGGAAUUCUCCCUAUUUUAUUUAAUAUGUCAGUUGGUAUCUAUCAUAUUGCUCCUCUUACCUGCGUGGGUUCGAACAUUAAUAGAUUAAUAAUACAGUAACCUGAAAUAGAAAGUAGCAACUAUUGGGAUUGAUCAUUGAAUGAUCCGCUCGCAAAAUAACAAUAUUUAGGAAAAUUUGUAAUUUGUAAUAUAUAGAUUAACACUCUUAUACAAUGUAUAUCUACUUAAUAAAUUGAAUUAAGGGGUGCCAUGGCACAUCCUCGACAUAGAGAAAGUCUGUCCCUCUGCUCAUCUUAUUAGUUUGCCACGUUAUUGUCUCUUACUGAGUGAAUCACACCUUUAAAAAUGCUUUAGGAAUUUUUGAAGAUGUAUAACCGAAUGU